Molecule: messenger RNA, 1152 nt
Organism: Cydia splendana
Lineage: Eukaryota; Metazoa; Arthropoda; Insecta; Lepidoptera; Tortricidae
Exons: 2
Coding region: 1-930 (309 amino acids)
Source: RefSeq, a predicted model, not a curated record
AUGGAGCAUCUCGGAGCAUCACGGAGGAUUGUUACUCCGCGGCAUCGAGGAGCACAAGAUUGCAUUGAAUGUUUCAAUAACUUUUGUAUUUUUAAAGAAGAGUUUGUAGUUUAUAAAAGUGAUAAGAUAGAAAUUAACCAAAAUCUAAAAGAGUUUUAUGAAGCAAAUAUUGUGAUGGAAGAUGAGAAAAUUAUUGAUUUAUGUUGUAAAACUAUCGAACAGUCAAAGUGCAAAGAGUGGUAUACUGCCAGGAGAUUAAGAAUCUCGUCCAGUAUCAAUGUACAUCAUAUAAAAGUGCGAAAAACAAAAUCAAUUGAUAGUUUAGUGCAAAAUAUGCUGUUCCCGAAAUUAAUUGAUUGUGAGGCUACUAAUUAUGGUAAACGUAAUGAAAGUCAUGCGCUAGAACAAUACCAAAAGGUUUACAACUGUCGUGUGAUAACCGUAGGAGUAAUUGUGAGUAAAAUUCAGCCUUGGCUAUGCACAAGCAUAGACGGGGUUGUCAUACACCAUGGAUGUAUUACAAAGCUGGUAGAAUUUAAAUGUCCAAUAUCUUGCCAAAAAAAGGCUAUUGUAGAUUUUGUCAGUAAACUUUGUAAUGUGCAAUAUCUGGAGUUUGUUAAUGGUAACAUAGAAUUAAAGAAAAAACACUCAUAUUACACCCAAAUACAAACACAGAUGUAUCUCACUGGUAUGACAAUAUGCGAUCUUUUUGUUUAUUCUCCAGUCGAAAACGGUAGUUGCACAGUAAGAGUAGAUAGAGAUGAACAUUUUAUAAAAGAUGCCAUUUUGAAAAGUGAAGAAUUUUAUUUUAAUCAUUAUUUACCACGUUUGUAUGUGUCGAUUGGUAAUGAGGAACUAAACGAUAAAAAUAAUAAUAACCAAAUUCUGCCAAAGCGUAGUUUUACUGGUAAGAACAUAAUUAAUCUAUGAAAAAUUAUAAACGUAGGGCCACUUUUACCAUCCCACUAACCCGGGGUUAACCGCUUAAACCUGGAGUUACCAUGGUUACCAGUACAAUUUGACACUGGGUUAGCGGCUUAACCCCGGGUCAGUGGGAUGGUGAAAGCGGGUCUUUAGGCCCACUUGCACCAUCUCAAUAACCCGGGGUUAAGCGGUUAAACCGUUAACCCAGUGUCAAAUUGUCCUGGUAAU